CUUGCUCCAUCGCGCGAUUACUGAUAGUAUUACGUGCGAGUGAUUAUCGUUACUCGACACGUCAUCAGACAUUCGCCGCCGCUCCCUGAGGCGUCUAGGGGUUGCGGCGGAAAAUGAGCAAGUUCCGAAUGGCGACUUGGACCAACGUCGCGGACAGAAUGGCAAUCCGACCACCGCUGAUCAGGCGGAAGCAGCCCCAGUGAUUUCCUAUCUGGGACAGGAGACCUCACGCGAAAUCGCUUGACGUUCCUUGUCAAUCACGGCUACAUCCAUCUCCCCUUCCUAUCCUCCCCCCACAUGGACUUUGGGUACAAGCUCAAGUCGCUCACGCAUCUUCUCUCAGCCAACGGACUGUUCUCCGGCUGGGCCUCGGCCGGUAGCGAGCAGCACCUCAAGUGCGCCGCCCUCAAGGACACCCUGCGCAUCGAGAACACGACGAUCGUCGACGCUACGUUUCUUGCUGUCGGCUCGCGCGUCAAGUUCAGAAAUGUUUGCCCGGAACAGAGUUCUACAAAGCUUUAUGCUCCGACAUCGCUGUGCCGCGUCCAGUUUGUAACCCAAACGAGCGAGUCGUCGGGUAUCCGGGCCGAAGCAUGGUUGCCGGAGGAGUGGUACGGGAGGUUUCUGGGUGUAGGGAAUGGGGGCCUAGGAGGAUGCAUCGCGUAUAACGACCUCGCAUACGGCUCGUCCUUCCACUUUGCCUCCGUCGGGUCAAACAACGGGCAUGACGGGAACUCUGGAGAAGUGUUCCUGAACAACCCGGAGGUCAUCGAAGAUUUCGCUCAUCGUUCAAUUCACGUCGAGGCCGUCGUGGGCAAACAGAUCGUCGAAGCGUACUACGGCCAACAGCACCAAAAAUCGUAUUACCUCGGAUGCUCGACAGGAGGGAGACAAGGAACACAGGAAGCGCUCAAAUACCCGGCUGACUUUGACGGCAUCCUCGCCGGUGCGCCUGCCAUAGACUUCAACCAUCUUCUGCACUGGAUCGGCAUGUUGGCCCGGCAUGCGGGCGCCCCGGAUCCCACAUCACCAGCCUUUCUCUCUGCCAGUGAGUGGACCCUUGUCUCGGAAGAAAUCCUCAAGCAAUGUGAUAUGCUCGACGGCGGGAAGGAUGGGAUCAUCACAGAGCCGGAUACGUGCCUUUUCCGUCCGGACACGCUCGUUUGUCGACCAGGGCAAAUAGAUGACUGUCUGUUCCCCGCUCAGAUCGAGGCAUUGCGAAAAAUAUACAGUCCGCUAUACGCCGAUGGAGAACUCAUCUUCCCGAGAUUCGAUCCAGGCGCGGAGCUGACGUACAGGCAAUUUUUAUGGGGCGGGCAGUUCCCGGAAUAUCCCCGAGAUUGGCUGCAAUACGCUGUUGCGAACACCACGAAAAUUGACUUCGGCACGUACGGUCCUGAAGACGGCAAGCGAAUGGAUGCGGUGAAUCCCGGAGGAAUCGCCACGUUCUCUGGGGACUUUGCGGCGUUUCGGGAUCGAGGAGGCAAGUUUUUGACGUACCAUGGUCGGAUGGAUGCACUGAUCGCUUCCGGAAACUCGAAACGGAUGUAUGAUCUCGUCUCCACGACACUGUCGAUGCCGACUCUCGAUUCGUUCUACCGCCUUUUCCUUGUUCCGGGGCUCGCUCAUUGCACAGAGGGGCUCGGAUCUCCCAACUUCGGGCAGCGAGGCAACACCGUGACCACAGCGGUCAAUGCGAGCUCCCACAACAUUCUUCUGGCGUUGGUCGACUGGGUCGAAAAUGGGAAUGCUCCCGACGAGAUCGUGGGCACAUCCCACGACGGCCAAGCUGAACGCAUCCACUGUCGGUAUCCGUUGAGAAGCGUCAGGGACGCCGAGCAAACCGAGUGGAUCUGUGUUGUAUAGCAUGAAAAAUCUUAGAUGUAUAAUAAUCCAAUAUAUGUCGACGCGAUUAC
Mycena citricolor is the source of this 1916-nucleotide messenger RNA. Lineage: Eukaryota; Fungi; Basidiomycota; Agaricomycetes; Agaricales; Mycenaceae. The record is from the annotation of a GenBank genome assembly.